AUGGAUGCACUGCUCUCCCAUCUCGAUGCUCUCGUUGUCAAACCUGAACUCGCACCGCUACUAUCACUAGUGAAGGGUGCACGCAAUGGGAUCGUCUACGGAUCGAAAGUCCGCUUUCCACAUGCGCUAGUAACGAAAUUGAUCGCGUCGUUGUACAGAAUACGCGAAAAGACAAAACUCGUUUUGAAAGCAACCCGCCUGCACGCGCGGAACCUCUCCACAUUCGCCAUUAUCUACAAGGCUUCAAUGAUCGUUCUCCGGAACAUACCAAGUGGUGCCGGGAAAGAGGGCAGAUAUGAUAGUUUCUUUGCUGGCCUGCUGGGCGGGUAUGCAGUUUUUGGACGGCAACAGGGCAGUAUCAGCCAGCAGAUCGUUAUUUACAUCUUCGCGCGUGUGAUGCUUGCCCUUGCUAAGCUCGCCGUCCAACCCAAGAUGCACCCGCUUUCCUCCCUCAUCACAUCCGAUUCACGCACGAAGAUCACAAAAAAUGCCUACCCCGUUUUCGCCAGUUUGACCUGGGCGAUGGUCAUGUACAUUUUCCGGUGGCACCCGGAGACGCUGGCGUCGAGUCUGCGUAGUAGUAUGGUAUAUAUUUACGGCGACUCAGACCAUUGGGAUUCCCUCCGUACUCUAUUUGUACACAACAAAUGA
Penicillium digitatum Pd1 is the source of this 651-nucleotide messenger RNA. NCBI's taxonomy places the organism in Eukaryota, Fungi, Ascomycota, Eurotiomycetes, Eurotiales, Aspergillaceae. The record is from RefSeq and is a predicted model, not a curated record.